UUAUCAACAAAGCAACCUGCGGUUCGACUGCAAGGUAGUGAGGUUAGAAAUUAAAAAAAUAAAAAUAAAUACGUGUCUCGGAAUUAACAGUCGUACAUCCGAACAAACAACAAAAUAAAAAAAAAACAUGCCAAACGUAAUUUUAAUAAUAGAGAUCUUUAAGGAAUGUGACAAUUGAGGUAGACCAGCUACAUGUAUCAUGCGUUGGGAUGGCUCUUGAGCUAUUAAUAUUGCACACAUGUGAUUCAUAAUAGGAGAUUGCAUUAGACCCAAUCCUUCCUCUUUUGUGUGUGUGUUUUAAAGGCAAAUCUCAUGAUCACGUCUCACAGCCACAAGCGACAGUGUAAUUCCGUCUUGUGUGUAGUCGUAGUAACAGUAGCAUUGCCGUAGACUUAACUGCGCUGCAUGGGAAUUGCAGUGAAGCUGACUAAAUCCGCAGAAUCCGCAGAAUCCGCGUCGCCUCGUUAUCUUAUUAUUUCUGAUCAAAGACACCGAAGAGCGCAAGAGAUGGCAUCUUUGAAUCUGGGACUGAAUUUAUCCCGAAGGAAGGGUGCAUCUAGGAACGCAGCUGUGGAAAGAAAAAACCUAAUCACUGUCUGCAGGUUUUCUGUCAAGACCCUCAUCGACCGCUCCUGUUUAGAUACCAUUGACGACUCCUCUCCCGAAUUACUAAAUUUUGUGUCUAUCUUGGAGCAAAUUCUGAGUCAUCGGCUGAAAGGGCAGAUCACUUGGUUUGGCUACGAAAGCCUUCGCAGUUUCUGGGACUACAUGCGAGUGGCCUGCAGCAAAGUGCCACACAACUGCAUCAGCAGCAUUGAGAGCAUGGAGAAUGUGGGCUCCUCCAGGGCAAAGGGUCGAGCAUGGAUCAGGGUUACACUAAUGGAAAAACGGCUUUCGGAAUACAUUUUAACAGCCCUGAGGGACUUCAAGACAACCAGGAGGUUUUAUGAAGAUGGAGCAAUUCUGCUGGGAGAGGAAGCAAACCUGCUCGCCGACAUGCUGAUUGGACUCAAUGCCAUCGAUUUUAGUUUUUGUCUGAAGGGUGAGGGCCUUAAUGGUAACUGCCCUGCUGUUAUAGACUACACACCCUAUCUGAAGUUCAUGCAAAGCUCUGACAGCAUCAGUAGUGACGAGGAGGAGCUGAGGACUCUGGGUAGCAGCGGGAGCGAGAGCAGCACCCCUGAGAACAAGGGGCCUCCUCUCAUCAUGGAUGAGAGCAGCUGGUACAACAAGUGUAAGAGAGUAGAACAGAAAUACAGACUGGCCUUGGAGCAAAAGGGUUACCUAGAAGAGCUGGUACGUCUCCGAGAAGCACAACUGUCUGAGUCUGUCUCUCAAAACAAAGCCCUUCUCCAGAGGUUGGAGGAUACAGAUGUGAAACACAAACUAGAAAAAGAACAACUUGAAUACAUUGUUCUGGAGCUGCAGGACCAGCUGACUGUGUUAAAGAACCAUGACCUGAGAUCACGACAGGAGCUAACAGCCCACCUAACCAAUCAGUGGCCUUCGCCUGGUGUCCUGGAUACAAAUGCUGUUGCCUUGGAUACGAUGCUCUACAGGAAGCACACUGGACAGUGGGAGGAAAAGAGUUUCCACAGUCUAGAACAGCUCUCCGCAGAUAUCAGCCUGUCUCAGAGCUCUUUGGAUCCUUCUCACUUACAGGACUCUGAUGGUAAACUGGAAGGUUCAAACUCACAAAGUGAAGGCAAGGAAGACACGCCUUCAUUGCUGGGUUUAUGUGGCUCUCUGACAUCUGUUGCUAGCUACAAGUCUCUAGCCAGCCUCAAGUCAAACGAAUGCCUUGCGAGCCCAACCACAGAAAUGACCAGCCCGGGCCUCACCCCCUCAUCAGAACACCUGCCUUCCUGAAGAUGCUCCAGACCAUAUAUUUUCUGGCAACAUUCCAUUACUCCACUUGCCAAAAAUAAAAAGACACAACCGGCUAAUUAAAAGCUUGGGAGAGACAUUGCUUUCUGUUUUAAACCUAGCGGUCUUUGGAGCCAAGACCAAAGUCCUAUUUGCUGCUUUUACUGAACUUGACCAGUCUUGGCAAAACCAUACAGGGUGGCUAUACGGCCAUUGAAAUGUUGCUGUGGGAUGAACAUUCAUCACAGAGCAAUACAGAUUUGCAGUCAAUGAUUAUAUAUCAUUUAAAUGCUAUCCCAAGGAUGGAAGCCUUCCUUCACUAUUGUGCAUUGAUUAAAGCACCCUUAGACCCAUGAUGGUAGUUUUAUAGGUCCAAUGUCUUGUUCCUGUCAGUUCACUUGCUCUGCUUUUGAAAACUCUCUCAAUAGCAGUAGCACAGAGUGACUUUUUAGCUACCUUGAACUUUAAUUGAAUGUAUUUAUUUAUACUAUAUCAAUUUUAAUUUAAAUAUAAGUUGUAUCUAAUUCAGAUCCCAGACCAGAACUAAAGCUUAGGCAGUGCCAUAUGUGUACUUUUAUAAUGAUUUAAGGCACUACCAUAAUUUGUAUUUAAUAAAGGCCUCAGUCAAGCUAUGAGUCUAAUUUCAAUUUCAAUUCUUUAUUGGUCAAUUCUAGCACCUUAGUAAGCCACUCGUUAUGUCCAGAACUUGUCCAUGUGUCUUCUUCAGGCACAUCCAUGCACUCCCAGCAACACUAAAACAACAUGGCAAAAAUAGACCAACAGUGUUACAGUUUUAAGUGGCAUGUUUGUAAAGCAUGCAAAAAAAAAAAGAAAGAAAAAAAAGCUUAUGCUGUUGUCUCUGCUAUUUUGGGGGUUGAUUCCUUUUUGGAUUUUUCCAACAUCAGAUCUCUGCAUUGGUUGGACCACCUUUUAAUAAUGUUGAACAUUUAAGCUCAAAACCUACCCAAUCAAACAUUUGUUAGUUUACAUUGAUUUCUGUUUUAAUUUGGAAAAGCAACACUUGUGUCUCUGCUAAAGCUGCUAGAUAAACAUACUGUUACCUAUAGUAUUCUUUAAUUUCAUACACCAGGGGUUAAAAUAUAUUUUAUGAUCACCUCACACUGGUGCAAGGAUUUCUUCACUGCUGCUAUCGCAAAUUUCCCUGCAGUACAUCUUGUUACCAUUAACAACGUUAACAUAAUGAUUGUCAAAAGUUGUUUUGUUUUAAGGCUUAGCCGCCUCACAAUCUAUAUUUAUAUUGUAGUUAUUUUGAAGUCAAUUUUGUACUUUUAUGUAAAUUCAAUAUUUAUUUGUUCUUUUUCAGCAGCUUUAUGAUUUCUGUGGUUUCUUGCUUCAUUCAGCUGUCCUAUGUGCUACUUGGUGCACACAUUCCACUUACCCUGUUUUCAAAUGUACAGAGUAGUUCUGUGUUUCAGAGCUCCCAUAUUAACUUCAUCUCUCAUUUUGUCUUGCUGGCUGCAAGCUAAAUCCAGCGUUUUUGUCCCAGGCAGGUUCUGAGUGGAUUUCUGGAGUUAGUCAUCAUUUACAAUGAGCUGCUCCUUGCCAUUUCACUAUUAAGUUUAUUACAAAUGUAUUUCUAUACCAUGCUUACAGCUCCAAUGUCUUUCAAUAGCAGAUGCUAUUUUGAUCUUGCAUGGUACUGUAAAUGGUGUUUCUUCUUGUCCCACAUUAGUGUUUAGAUUGUGUUCUGGAAUCUUCAGAUCUCAUGAAUGCAAUCCUGAACAUGUGGAUUUUGUCUUGAUAACCUGAUUGCUGACCUCCUGUAUGUGUGUUUGAAAAUAAAUUGCAUGCGCAAAAAAAAAAACUUUUUUCUAUCUGCAAACUUAAGAAUCUGAACUGCUUUUAACCCCUAUAUUAUAACAUGUAUUCCUAUCUACUGUAGGGACAAACCAGACUAGUUGAAAGUGUGGCUCCCUUAAGAUACAAUGGUUUCCUUUUAGUUUUUGUCUGAAGAUUUCAGCCCCUAUUGCACUUGCUUAAAAUGAAAGCGGUAUGGCUUCUUCUGCAGACAAAACAAGAACAUCACGUUUAAGAUCAUAAUAUUUAAAUCAAAUCUGAUGCAAAGUUGCACCUAAACUGUUCCCAAGAUAGAGCCUGGGAUAGCUCAGGAAAUCAGAUGUCAGCUUGUCACUGAGCUACAAGUUUAUUCAAUGAUUCAUGACAUUUGGGGAUAUGAAAUGGUGCCUCCAUCGCUAGGAAUGAAUGUCUAAAAUAUCGAACCUUUUGUAAAUGUCAAGGGCAUUCUAUUUGGUUUUGUUAUGUAAAAAUUGACAAAACAUAAGUUUGUGGAUUCUGAAUUCCCCUAGAAGAUUGGCCUGUGUCUCAUAUUAGUAAUCUGGAUUAUAAAAUCAGUACGUUUAUGGAUUGAGUAAAAUUCAAAACACAUUAAAAUUGCCUUUUAUUCACAACCAAAAAUACAUUAUACUAGUACAUGGGGUAUGGAAUUAUAAUGAAACACAAUAUGGCUUUUAAAACACCCACUUGUUAAUAUGUAUUCUUUUUUGAUGUUUGCAAUCAUUUUGUGUAUUGUUUUUUCAAGUACUGUAUUAGUUCUGUAUCAUUUAUAUGGAUGUGGUUUUGGUACACUUUUAUGAACGUUUAAAUGCUAUGGAGGUGUUAGCGUUUAAACCAUAGCUACAUACACACACACUCUUUAUAUUACAUUCUGAUGUAUACCGACAGCCCUGGUUAGUAUUUCCUAA
This is a messenger RNA of Polyodon spathula (Mississippi paddlefish), 4589 nucleotides long. It is a transcript of the gene rundc3b, whose product is annotated as RUN domain containing 3b. The coding region runs from base 406 to 1869 and encodes 487 amino acids. The record is from RefSeq and is a predicted model, not a curated record. NCBI's taxonomy places the organism in Eukaryota, Metazoa, Chordata, Actinopteri, Acipenseriformes, Polyodontidae. The transcript has 11 exons.